AUGAUUCAUGAUGGCGACAGCUUGAGACAGAGACCCGAUACCUACAAAGCCAACGUCUCUAAAGUCGAAGCUACUAAGCACACUGUGACAGCCUCAUCUGCCGAGCAAGUCCAUCGGUCUGCGGAGUCUGGCAAGUUGAAGGAUGCUGGCUUAAUUGCUGCCGCAGCGCAUGCUGCGGUGCCCAACUGGGCCAACAUGCUCCUGAUGGUCUCGCUCAUCUUUGGUGGUUGUUGUGCAAAUGUGUUCACACUCGAGGCCAUUAUCAAAGAACAGUCUACCGCAGGCCCCCUGAUCACUUUCGCACAAUUCGUUCUAUGUGCCAUCUUCACCCUUCCCCAUUUCCUUUCCUUCUCUGCGGGGCCCCGAAACCUGUUCCUCAGCCCCCGAGCGAUCCCACUCCGAUCAUGGCUGAUUUAUACUGCAUUUUUUGUCUCGGUGAAUAUGUUGAACAAUUGGGCUUUCGCAUACAAAAUCUCCGUGCCUCUUCAUAUCAUCAUCCGGUCCGGGGGUCCUGUCGCUUCCAUGAUUGUGGGAUACAUAUUCAAUGGUAGAAGGUAUUCUUCGGGCCAGAUCCUCGCAGUGGUCAUGCUGACAGCAGGAGUGGUGGCCGCUGCCCUGGCUGAUGCACAGGCCAAAGGUCAGAACUUGGAGAUGACACCCGAGUUGGACGCGGCUGUCAUGACCACCACGAUUGGUUUCACCAUUCUGGCAUUAGCCAUGGUUCUGUCGGCCUUCCAGGGGAUCUAUGCCGACCGACUGUAUGCAACCUAUGGUCGUGAUCACUGGAAGGAGGCCUUGUUCUACUCCCAUACCCUUUCUCUGCCUUUGUUUAUAACCAGCACCUCGCAAUUGUCAUCACAGUGGCAAGUGGUGGCGUCCUCGCCCUCGUUCCUAUCGAAGAUCUCUGAUGGGUCAGCCCCAGCUCUUUCUGAUCUUUCUAGCAACACGACACCAUCAGUACUGUCGACGGUCAUCCUGCAUUAUGCAUCGAUCCAAUCGCUGCUAGAUCAGCUUCCGGUUCAAGUGGCUUAUCUGAUGAUGAAUGCAUUGACCCAGUACUUGUGCAUCCGAGGCGUACACCUGCUGUCGGCCAAAUCCUCCUCGUUAACAGUUACCGUGGUGCUCAACAUCCGCAAGCUCGUAUCACUCUUACUGUCGAUCUAUCUAUUUGGAAACCACUUAGGAUCUGGGGUUUUGAUCGGCGCUAUCUUAGUUUUCUUGGGGGGAGGAUUAUAUGGAUUUGAAGGAGCACGGCUGCGGAAGGUGGCCACCAAAAAGGUCCAGUGA
Molecule: messenger RNA, 1287 nt
Organism: Penicillium longicatenatum
Lineage: Eukaryota; Fungi; Ascomycota; Eurotiomycetes; Eurotiales; Aspergillaceae
Exons: 4
Coding region: 1-1287 (428 amino acids)
Biological process (GO): transmembrane transport
Cellular component (GO): endoplasmic reticulum membrane; Golgi membrane
Molecular function (GO): UDP-N-acetylglucosamine transmembrane transporter activity
Source: RefSeq, a predicted model, not a curated record